Messenger RNA from Impatiens glandulifera, 1143 nucleotides. RefSeq names its product thaumatin-like protein 1. The transcript has 3 exons. Lineage: Eukaryota; Viridiplantae; Streptophyta; Magnoliopsida; Ericales; Balsaminaceae. The coding region runs from base 1 to 1143 and encodes 380 amino acids. The record is from RefSeq and is a predicted model, not a curated record. Gene Ontology annotation, biological process: defense response. Gene Ontology annotation, cellular component: extracellular region.
AUGGAAAUUAGAAUUCUUCUAGUCAUUUUCUUCAUUGCCAGCUUCAUCCACGAAUCCGACUCAACCACAUUCACGCUCACCAACCAUUGUCCAUACAAUAUUUGGACGGCUAAUCUAACCUUUACUGGACCACUCUCUUCCACCGACUCCAUAGCGCAACCCUCUCAAAAUUCGAGAGUCAUCAGUGCCCCGCCACAUUGGUCGGGUCGUAUAUGGGCUCGAGCCCCAUGUUCCCAAUUGGUCAGGGCGUAUGGUGGGCAAGACCCCAAAACAUUCUCAUGUAAGACCCGUGAUUGUGAAAUCAAUUGGGAGUCAUGCUUUGGUAAGGGUGGUGUUCCGGGUAUUGGAAGAGGACAAAAUUAUGAAUUCGGUUUCAACAUCCCGAUAAAAGUUAUUCCUUCAAGUGGUUGCCCUACAACAAGUUGUAUAAAGGAUGUAAACGUUGAUUGCGCAAAUGAAAUUGCUAUUACGAAUGUUGGAGAAUCCCAAUCAACCACGCUAACCAUCACAAAUCACUGCCCUUUCACAAUUUGGCCGGCUAUUCUAACCGGUUCAGGUCCAGCAGCUUCCUCCACUGGAUUCGAGCUCGCAUCUCAAGCCUCAACGGAGGUAACCGCGCAACCACAUUGGUCGGGCCGUGUUUGGGCUCGCACACAAUGCUCUAACUCCGGACCAUUUUCAUGCAAAACCGGUGAUUGUGGCAGCAACCAAAUUUCUUGCAAUGGUAAGGGAGGUGCCCCACCCGUGACCUUAAUUGAGUACACACUAGCUGGAAGUGGUAACAAGGAUUUCUUUGACAUCAGCCUUGUUGACGGUUUCAACCUUCCAGUAAAGGUUGUUCCAUCGGGUCGCGGUUGUCAGUCAACAAGCUGCCCAGUGGAUAUAAAUGCUGCAUGCCCGAACGAGUUGGCAAUAAUGAACGGCGGAGCAAAGAUUGGAUGUAAAAGUGCCUGUUUGGCAUUUGGGAAACCGGAGUUUUGUUGUACUGGCUCGUUCGCGAAUGCUAACACCUGCAAGCCGUCAAGUUAUUCGCAAAUAUUUAAGAGCAGGUGCCCUCAAGCAUAUAGCUACGCUUUUGAUGAUAAGACCAGCACUUUUACUUGCCCUAAUGGUGGCAAUUAUCAAAUCACAUUUUGUCCUUAA